AUGCUCCAUUGUAUGACACAAACAGUUUAUUUCUUCGCAGCCGUCGGAGUAGCUUUUAUAAUUUUCAUAUUUGUCUACUCGUUCCACGUCUUGGUGCUUGGUGCGAAGCUCUUCGUCUUCUCCAAAUUCCUGUCGAUUGAUAUCAAGAAGUACGGAAAUUGGGCAGUCGUCAUCGGUUCCACCGACGGAAUAGGAAAGUUUUACGCUAAAGAAUUGGCCAGAAGAGGCUUAAAUAUUAUUCUGGUCAGUAGAAAUGCGGAAAAACUACAAAAGACCGCCGAAGAUCUGCAAAGAUUUUGGAUUACAGCAACGAAAUGUGAAAUCGACUGUCGUUUAAAACAAUGA
Messenger RNA from Centruroides sculpturatus (bark scorpion), 345 nucleotides. Its product is annotated as putative steroid dehydrogenase 2. The transcript has a single exon. Lineage: Eukaryota; Metazoa; Arthropoda; Arachnida; Scorpiones; Buthidae. Gene Ontology annotation, molecular function: oxidoreductase activity. The record is from RefSeq and is a predicted model, not a curated record. Gene Ontology annotation, cellular component: endoplasmic reticulum. The coding region runs from base 1 to 345 and encodes 114 amino acids.